GGAAAUAGUAACAACGUUUCACUAAUUACCGGUAAAUUCAUUUCCGGUUACGGUUUUUAAAGUUCCAAAACUACACUGUCUGUCAAAUUUGGAUAGCACAGAAAUUUUCGUCCUUCAUUUACAGCCCCAUUCGUAACAGUCAACGACCAUGGCAGACUCCCAGGCCGACAAUAACACUUGCGUAGUGUGUUUCAAGAAUGUCUUGUACUACUCGAUUGGCGAGUGCGACCACCCCGUAUGUUUCGAGUGUUCCACUCGUAUGCGAGUGCUGUGUUUGCAGAACGAAUGUCCCAUCUGUCGGCAAGACCUGGCGAGGGUCGUGUUUACGGACUCCGUCCUGCCUUACAAAGAAUUGCGCAAUCGUGUUUUUACGGACCGGUUGUUUGAAAGGCAGUAUAAGAUAGCAUUCUGUAGUCAGGAGAUAAAGAAUGCCUAUGAGGAACUCUUGGAGAACCGUUGCCGGCUCUGCAGCAAGUUGGCGCCGUUCAGGACCUUCACUAUGCUCAGUGACCACAUGCGGAAGGUCCAUGAGAGAUAUUUCUGUGAUCUUUGUGUUAAACACCUGAAGAUAUUUACAAAUGAACGGAAAUGCUACACGCGGCAGGAGCUCGCUCACCACAGACGAAAAGGAGAUCUUGAUGACACCUCUCACAGAGGCCACCCUCUCUGCGAGUUCUGCGAGGAGCGCUUCAUGGACGCAGACGAGCUGUACCGGCACCUCCGCAAGGAGCACUUGUUCUGCCACCUCUGCGACGCCGACGGCAAGAACCUGUACUAUGCCUCUCACGUGGCGCUGGCCCAUCACUUCCGGACGGACCACUAUCUGUGCGAGGAGGGCGAGUGUGCCGGACAGCAUCUUACCGCUGUGUUCCGGAGCGAGAUUGAUCUUAAAGCUCACAAGGCGACGGUGCACGGGCGGAACAUGCCGCGCGGCGCGGCGAGACAAGCGCGGACGCUGGAGCUGCAGUUCAACAUCACGCCGCACCCGCAGGCCCAGCGGGCUCCUAGGGACCGCGAGCGCGAAAUGGAGCGCUCUAUAAGCCCUCCGCCGCCCGUGCAGCAGGCGCCGCGCAUCGACACUCGCAGCGACGAGCAGUUCCCGCGCCUGUCGGCGGCGCCGCAGACGCCUAACCUCGUGCUUGGCGCCGGACAUAAGGCCUACAAAGGAGGCGACGGGCUGGCCCGCAACGACCGCAACUUCCCGGCGCUCGGCCCCGACAGCGGCCCGGCGCCCGCGCCCGCCGCCGCCUCCUCGCAGCGCGCGCCGCCGGUCGCCGCCACCAUACUGCGGAACUCAAAACCCAGCAUGUCAAUUCAGCUGCACAGCCAGCCGACCUCCGCGAGCAAUUUCCGCCUGACCCAGGCGUCCGGCAACCGCGUGUCCAUCCCGGCGCGGCGGCCGCUGUCGGACGACGACUUCCCCACGCUGCCCCCCGGCGCGCGCGACGACCACCCCAGCGUGGGCGCCGCCACACACCAGUCGCCCAAGGUCGCCAUGAUCAAUAGCCAAGAGAUGGAAGCUCUAAAGAAAAACACGUCUAACUCUCAACCAAAGAAGGCACCUCUCAGCAGCGAGGCCUUCCCCGCGCUGUCGGGCGGAGGCGCGCCCUCCGCGCCGCCGCAGUGGAUCACCAUCUCCAAGCAGAAGGAGAAACCCAAGCCCCGGGCCGACCCACCCCCGCCCAGGGAGCCUGUCUUCAACCCUGUUGCAGACUUCCCCGGCCUCCCCGUCAACACGAAACAGAAGGCUAAGAAAAUGCAGCAGCCGACGCAGCCGCAAGUCAGGCCGCAGCCCCAACCCCAGCCUAAGCCGCAGCCCGUCCAAAGUCCUCCCACAAACUCGGACGCCAAACUCACCAAGAAGGAGAAGAAGAAGCAGAACAGCGCGAGAAAGGAAAACGUCUACGAUAUAGACUUGACCCUCGUCAACGGAAUAGAGGAUCUGAAAUAUAUGGAUCCGAGCACGCUGGCGGCCUCGGCCCACACGCCCACUCAACACCGGAACAUCAAAACCAUAGACACGGUCACCGUCAACGAGAAAGAACGCAACGGGGGGAACGGUGAUUUCUCCUUAGCGGCCAAGGAGUUCCCGUCGCUCUCCAAAUCUAACAACGUAGUGCCCGUUAAUAACUUCGCGUUGCCAAUGAAAACUGUCCUGCAGCAGACUAAAAAGAAGGUGCCGAACGGCGUCCCGCCCGGCUUUAAAGCUAGGCCGGCCUGCGACGGGAUGACGUUUACCAACUCCUCGGGACAGACGUUCAACGCACCCGUACACUCGUACAUCCCGCCGCUGAAUUUCGAGAACAGGAACCGCGCGCUCGUGAACAAGUUCGCGGCCGCGUUGGGAAGUGCGGAGGCGAUGGAAGACUUCAAGGUGGCAUCGCGCGCCUUCCGGGACAGUCUCAUCAGCGCCGACGAGUUCUACGCGCACUGCGAGGCCGCGCUCGGGCCGCAGAUGGAGGCGCUGUUCGCGGAGCUGGUGGCGCUGCUGCCGGACAUCGGCAAGCAGCAGGAGCUGGUGGUGGGGCGCAAGGUGGCGCUGGACACGUGCGUGGCGUGCGGCCAGCUGCUGGCGGCCGCGGACCGCGCCGCGCACGACGCCAAGCACUGGCCGCCGCUCGGCUGCUAGCUCCCUCACCGCUCACCGGACGACCCGACACCGAGUGUGACCGAACUGACGAACGCGAAUACUUGGGAUCCGUUCAAAUCCCCCGAGGGCUUCCACCGUGACUGUAGAUAUCGUUUAGAAAUACCUCGUUGUACGCUCCCAUAACGGUUGAGACGUCUCCUGAGAUUGAACUCAAGAUCUCAGCUAACCGGUCGGUUUAUAUUUGUACCUUGGUGUCAUGGAAAAUUAACCGCAUCGAUGCAUGUUUACAAUAUGUAUCCUAAUUUGAGAGCUAAUUAAUAAUUUAGUGAAUGCGCUAAUGUCUGUAGUAGACCUUUAAUAAUUUUGAGCGGUAUGGUGUCGAGAUGAAUGAUAAUAAGAUAUAAUAUAUUUUCACUGAGUGUGACUCUUGUAAAAUAGCUAGCUACCGAAACUCUGUAGUGGUACUGUUAAGGUAAACGUGUAAUAAAUGUGAUAUCUUCGACAUAAAUACUGUAGUUGUACUUGCGGGUAUUGUUGCUUUUUAAUACGCGAGCUUAUGUACAUAGUGUAAGACGAUGUUUGGGCGUUUAUCAAAUUCACUCGAUAAAGACCGUAGUUAUACGUUGUUCCUACAUUGUUUACAGAAAAAAUCUUUGUUAGAAUUAUUCUCUAGAAAUCAUUCGGAAUUAAUCAAGGUAACACGAGGCAUACAUCAGUUAAAAAAUAAUUUAAAUGUUGUCUACCGAGGCCAUUUUGUUUGCUGUUUAUUUAAUGGGUACAUAAACAUAUGAUGUUUAGCUUUAAGUCGCAUAAUGGACGUAAUAUAGAUUGAUGUUAGGCCAAGCGCGCACCACGACUUUUUGUCUCGCGAUAAUUUAGUCGCAGAAAUGUAACGUAUGUGUUUAUAUGGCAGUGCGCGCAUAUGCGACAAAAAAUCGCAGCGAUUUUAAAAUUGUGAUUUGUCACAUUUUUCCGCGACUGCUCGCGACGCGAUUGUCGCAAAGUGAAUUGCAGCGUACGGAGUUGUAUGGCCCCGCGCGCACUGCGAUAAUAAAAUCGCACCCCGGACCUCAGUCGGCAUUUCGCUCUUCAAGCGUCAACAUAUCGGAACCUGCUUCUCCAAUGGAGUUACAAGAUGAGACGCUAGAUGUUGACCGUUUAAUUAUAGAAAUAGAAGGAGAUCGCCUUUGUGGUAUAAAUACCCAAAGUCAUACAGCGAUUGCAUAUUGUUUUACGACAAGCGACUGGUACGAAAUCCAUGUCGAGAAUGAACAAAUCGUCGACUUUUCAUCGCAGUGCGCGGAGUGAAUUUUCUGCGAUAAAUUACAGCGCGAUUCUAAAAUCGUGUCGCAAAAAUUAAAAUCGUGGUGCGCGCUUGGCGUUAAUGAAACAUUUCAGUUUGCUCCGUCACAUUAAAAGCUAUAAAUUUUUGAGUGGUCCUAGUUGGUCUAAAUUUAGCUCAAGCUGUUUUUAUAUUGCUUCAAAAUUCUAAUUUAGGGUGCUCUAAUGCUAAGUUUUAAAUAUUUGACGAAUUAUUUAUGGUCUCAAAUAGAUAAACAUCUAAGAAACCUUUGUACAUAUAUAAGGCCCAAUUUACACAUUGAUUAAUGUAAAACGCGAGUUUAAACAUUUGCUACAGUAUGAAUAGUUUACACAGUAAGUACAUAUUGUGUUUGCGAGUAGCAAAUGUAUGAACUUGCACUUAACACUAAUCUGUGUGUAAAUCGGUAAAAUAUAAUUUGGUAUACCUUUAUAAAUUACAUGUAGUUAUUGAUUUACUGAUGGUUUUUUAUUUAUUUUGGUUAUGAAUACCUAGUUAUGAUUUUGUGCCUUAUCAGAAAAUCUAUAUUUCUGGGCUCAUACUAGGCUGCGUGGUAUCUUCAGUUGAUAUUUAGUAUCGACUUUAUUCUGUUUAAGGUACAAAAUCACAAACAGGAAUUCAUUAAUCAGUAGCGACUCUAAAAAUCCGCUACAAAAUUUGUAAUCCGAUAAUUGGUACACGUAUUUCACCAUUAUUCUAAUAAUACAUUAGUACACAAUUACUUAUACUGAUCAAAUUACACCAAUACAAUGAUUGUAAUUGAUUAUCCUGUAAUAUAUGUUGUCUUGUUUAGUAACACAAUGAUGACAGGCAGUGGUUUCUGCAAUUUUAUUUUGCGGGACUACUUGUAAUCAAGGGAAUCUGAAAUUAAACAUUUAAUGUAUUGUUGUCGCUUUUCUUAAUAUCUACAAUUUUGAAACUUACUUCUGAGAAAUAAGAGUCAAAAUUGUAUACUUAUUACUAGACUUCGUAGAAUAAACGUGAAAUACAUGGUUACCAGAAGUAACCGCUUUGAUAGUUCCAAAGUACACAGUCCUAUUAAAAUCAUGUGUGAAAAUUUACCUUUUUAACUGACAAAUUGUAUAUUUGACUUGCACUAACGCUUUCCUAGCCCUACUUGUUAGGAGAAUUAGUAUUUAAAGGUCCAAUUAGCCUAGCACUAGCACAGUCAAUUUGAACCCACCGCAUAUUAGGCGAUUCGAUUCAACGCCCUCAAUCACUGGGAUUACCUUCUGCACAUGGUUUUGCUUCUCUUCUUAAAGUGUCUUACCGGCCUAGUUUUUGCUUUUUAUUUUCUUUCGUGUGAAUAGUCAAGUGUACUGUACACGUGUGAAUGGUGUGGUAAUAAAAAAAAAACUUCUCUAAAUGUCCCUUUUACUUUGACCAUGGUAUAAUAUACUCCGCCUGGUACUCUCUUCCCGUCUUUUCUAGGUCACCUGACUGACACAAGCCUACGUCAUCAUGCGACAGCGCUAUAUGAUAAUAUGCGAUAGCGCUAUAUAUAGCGGCCAUGUUAUUGUGACGUAGGCUUGUGUCACUCUGGGAAGAGAAGACCAUGUUUUAUUAGACUAUGACUUUGACGAUGCCAAAUGUGCGAUGGGCUCAAAACUUGCUUGAAAGAUAAUUAUGUUCCUAAGUACAUUCUUUGUACCAAAAGGUUAAGGUUCCGUCACACAGGCGUGGUAAAACGCUCACGCGCCACCCGGAAAAUGCGCCUGUGUGACGAAGCCUUUAUUUAUAGUACAAUCAAUAAGUCUUUGAUUCGAGUAUAAGCACUAAUUCACGUUUUUAUUGGGUGUGUCCACUUCAAGCUUGCCAGUUCAGUAAACAUGCUUACUUAUGCGUUUUUUUACUUGAUAUAAAGACAAAAUUCAUCUUAAUAUUUUUUCGUUGUAAGUUUAUAAAUUUUCAAGAUGACAUCUCUCAUUUCAAUCAUCUCAAAUAUAGUAAUGUAUAAAAAAUAUAGCAUCGCAACGGACUAACAAUGUGAAAUUGUUUAAAAACAAAAUCCUUAUAUUUUUGUACUGUUCGAGUGAAACAUGUUGUAGUAUGUGUUAAAUAUUUCUGUUAAAUAAUUUUAUUGGUUUUAUUAAGCUUUCAAAUUGUACUAAUGUACGGACAAUAUAAAAUGUAUAAGUAAAGACGGAACUGAGAUUAAAAUAAAGAAACAUUGGUCUCUACA
Messenger RNA from Cydia fagiglandana, 6093 nucleotides. RefSeq names its product E3 ubiquitin-protein ligase ZNF598. Gene Ontology annotation, molecular function: ubiquitin protein ligase activity; ribosome binding. The transcript has 10 exons. Gene Ontology annotation, biological process: rescue of stalled cytosolic ribosome; protein ubiquitination. NCBI's taxonomy places the organism in Eukaryota, Metazoa, Arthropoda, Insecta, Lepidoptera, Tortricidae. The coding region runs from base 149 to 2629 and encodes 826 amino acids. The record is from RefSeq and is a predicted model, not a curated record.